This is a messenger RNA of Chrysoperla carnea, 731 nucleotides long. Its product is annotated as larval cuticle protein A2B-like. The record is from RefSeq and is a predicted model, not a curated record. The transcript is spliced from 2 exons. Bases 124 to 684 code for a protein of 186 amino acids. Lineage: Eukaryota; Metazoa; Arthropoda; Insecta; Neuroptera; Chrysopidae. Gene Ontology annotation, cellular component: extracellular matrix.
AUUAUUUUGAAUGUAUUGCAGCUGGUUUAUUUUUGAGUAUAUAAGCCCGCUAGUUUUUUUUCAACAGCAUCAGUUUUUUUUAACUCUUCUUGUAGUGUAACAAUUACAAACAAAGCAAUCAAAAUGGCAUUCAAGUUGGUUGUCUUCGCCGCCGUUUUGGCAUACGCUCAUGCCGGUAUUGUUGGUGCUCCAUUGGGAUACGCCGCAGCUCCACUCGCUCACGCUCCACUCGCUUAUGCUGCUGGUCCAGCUAUCGCUCAUCCAGCACCUCUUGCAUACGCCGCCGCUCCAGCCAUCGCUAAAGUAGCAGCCCCAGUUGUUGCUAAAGCUGUUGUAGAUGACUACGAUCCAAACCCACAAUACUCAUACUCAUACGGUAUCUCAGACGCUUUAACUGGUGACCAAAAAAGCCAAACUGAAAGCCGAAGUGGUGAUGUUGUACAAGGACAAUACUCUUUAAUCGAACCUGACGGUUCCCAACGUACCGUAGACUACACAGCUGACCCAGUCAAUGGAUUCAAUGCCGUAGUAAGCAAAUCCGCCCCAGCUGUUGCCGUAAAAGCCGCCGUACCAGUAGCUAAAGUACAUGCUGCUCCAGUCGCCUACGCCGCUGCCCCAGCUAUCGCUAAAGUACAUGCUGCUCCAUUAGCAUACGCUGCAGCCCCAGCCCACUACAUCCACUAAUUUAUUAAAUUUAACUUAUUAUCGUAUUUAUAAUUUUGUAAAUAAAU